AAUGGUGCGCUGGAGUGCUCGGUCCCGUCGGGCGGCGCGUCAGGACAAGGUUGAACUUCUGGCCAGCAACAAUAGGGUCAGUGCCGGCGAGAAUGAUACAUCCGAUAACGCCGCGUUUCGGCACUCCACGGACCUCUCCGACCACGAUGAGAUCUUUCUGAAGGGCCUGCUGCUCAGCAAUCCCAACACGCCCCACAAGGAGCUGAUGCUAAAUCCCACAGAGCCACAGCCAGUGCCAGUCUUUCUGCCCGCUCAUCUCAACAACAAACCGAUCUGUGACGAUAUCAUACGUAAAUUUUCACCCUCAAGGCGAUUGGAGUCGCGAGAACUCGCUAAACUUUUGGCCCAACCUCAUUUUCGUGCUCUCUUGCGCGCCCACGAUGAGAUAGGGUAUUUGUUCGAGCAACGUUUGAAAGCUGUCGGCGGCUCAACCACCCAACUAGAACUAGCCAGUCAACGCCCAUCUGGGAAGUAUCUCUACACGGAGGAUAUACUAAAGUGCAAGAUGCCAGUGGAGACCAUCAAGAUGGUGGGUCUGCGUCGGGACCCCAGCAAGCCCCUGGGCCUCACCGUCGAAAUGGACGAGUACAAGCAGCUGGUUAUUGCUCGGAUACUGGCUGGGGGUGUCAUCGAUAAACAGAGCAUGCUGCAUGUCGGUGAUGUUAUACUGGAGGUGAAUGGGACACCAGUGCAUUCGCCCGACGAGCUCCAGGUGGAGGUCUCUCGGGCCAAGGAGAAUCUGACCCUGAAAAUUGGGCCCAAUGUGGAUGAGGAGAUCAAGAGUGGUCGCUAUACCGUGAGUGGGGGUCAGGUAAAACAGAAUGGCAUCGCGGGUCUUGAGACGGGCAAGAAGUUAACGUGCUAUAUGCGUGCCUUGUUUGCAUAUAAUCCCUCAGAGGAUUCUUUACUGCCAUGCAGGGAUAUUGGACUGCCCUUCAAAUCGGGUGACAUUUUGCAGAUCAUCAAUGUCAAGGACCCCAAUUGGUGGCAGGCCAAGAAUAUAACCGCGGAAUCGGAUAAAAUUGGUCUAAUUCCCUCACAAGAGUUGGAGGAGCGGCGUAAAGCCUUUGUGGCACCCGAGGCGGACUAUGUGCACAAAAUUGGAAUCUGUGGCACGAGGAUCUCCAAACGAAAGCGAAAGACCAUGUACCGUUCCGUGGCCAAUUGCGAGUUCGAUAAGGCGGAACUUCUCCUCUAUGAGGAGGUCACCCGUAUGCCGCCGUUCCGCAGGAAAACCCUGGUACUGAUUGGCGUCUCCGGUGUGGGCAGACGCACGCUCAAAAAUCGCCUGAUCAAUAGCGAUGUGGAUAAGUUUGGAGCAGUUAUUCCUCAUACAAGUCGGCCGAAGCGCGCUUUAGAGGAGAAUGGUACAAGCUAUUGGUUUAUGGAUCGUGAGGAAAUGGAGGAGGCCGUCAAACAGAACGAGUUUCUCGAGUAUGGCGAACACAAUGGCAAUCUUUAUGGCACCCAUUUGCAGUCCAUCAAGGAUGUAAUCAAUAGCGGUCGCAUGUGCAUCCUGGACUGUGCACCAAACGCACUCAAGAUCCUUCACAAUAGCCAGGAACUGAUGCCAUUUGUUAUAUUUGUUGCGGCGCCAGGCAUGGAUCAGCUCAAGACAAUCUAUGCCGAUCGUCGGGCCACCGGUUCCAAUAGAAAUCUAUCCUUUGAUCGUCAAAGUUCCAUACGCUUCAGCUCCAGGCGGGCACGUACGCUCGAGUCGUUAGCAUCGCUUUAUGAGGAUGACGAUCUGGUUGCCACCGUCGAGGAGAGCAGCUUUGUUCAGCGAAAGUACGAGAAAUACUUCGAUAUGGUCAUUAUCAACGAGGACUUUGAUGAGACGUUCCGCCAGGUGGUGGAGACCCUCGAUCAGAUGAGCCACGAAGAUCAGUGGGUGCCCGUGAAUUGGAUCUACUAAAAUCGGAAAUCAGCCUAAGCUACAGCAUUGUCUCCUUGCAUAUACAUAUAACGAAACGAAAACAAAUUACAACAUAAAUCUCUGAAGAAUAUUCCAGUAAUUGAACCACGUCGAGUAUUUAAACUAUCUAUAUUGAUUUGAUCAGUUAUUGUUGUAUCCAAAUUUGAUUAUCUUUAUGUAUAUAUGCAUUUUUUGUAUCGUUUUUGAAAUGCUUCGAGUUUCCCUAAGUGAAAUGCCCUCCGUGUAUUCUUCGGUUUGUCCUAAAUGUAAGCCUUAUUUUACGAAACGAAUUCGUCCAUUUUACAAUCUAUAUUUUUGUUUAAUUUAUACAAAAAUCUUUAAUUGUACUUUCUCUAAUGUUUUUAUAUCCAAUUUAUAAUUUUAACGAAUCUCCUGAGUACAAGAAACAAUCCUUUCUGCCAAUAUUUCAGUUAGCAUUUAGUUUUGUUUGAAUAAAGUGUAUAAGUUAAAAGAAACUAGCUAAAUAUUGACCUUACAGCGAUGAAGAAAUAAAUGAAUUUGGCUCAAAAAU
Messenger RNA from Drosophila pseudoobscura, 2447 nucleotides. RefSeq names its product MAGUK p55 subfamily member vari (gene vari). NCBI's taxonomy places the organism in Eukaryota, Metazoa, Arthropoda, Insecta, Diptera, Drosophilidae. The record is from RefSeq and is a predicted model, not a curated record. Gene Ontology annotation, molecular function: protein binding. The transcript is spliced from 9 exons. Gene Ontology annotation, cellular component: plasma membrane; cell-cell junction. Bases 2 to 1915 code for a protein of 637 amino acids.